This is a messenger RNA of Capronia coronata CBS 617.96, 1854 nucleotides long. RefSeq names its product alpha-1,3-glucosyltransferase. Gene Ontology annotation, biological process: protein N-linked glycosylation. Gene Ontology annotation, molecular function: dolichyl pyrophosphate Man9GlcNAc2 alpha-1,3-glucosyltransferase activity. Gene Ontology annotation, cellular component: endoplasmic reticulum membrane. The coding region runs from base 1 to 1854 and encodes 617 amino acids. The transcript is spliced from 2 exons. The record is from RefSeq and is a predicted model, not a curated record. NCBI's taxonomy places the organism in Eukaryota, Fungi, Ascomycota, Eurotiomycetes, Chaetothyriales, Herpotrichiellaceae.
AUGUCGAGUCCUUCUCAUUCUCAUAGGCCACGCAAGAAGAGGAAACUGGCUGCGGCGCUGACUCGCAGUCCUACUACCUUGGACCUCGUCAAAUUCGACACUGAAGACAACAAUGCUGCCACUCCCGAGUUUCCAUUGGUCGCCUUCUUAUGGCCGGCUCGGGGAACGACCUCUCAAUGGAUCCUUUUGCCUUUGAUCUUGAUGACUGCGGCCAUUUUUCGCUGGAGCGUGGGGCUUUGGGGAUACUCUGGGUUCCAGCAAUCUCCCAUGCAUGGCGAUUUCGAAGCACAGAGGCAUUGGAUGGAGAUAUCAAUCAACCUGCCAAUAUCCAGGUGGUAUUUCUAUGAUCUCCAGUACUGGGGCCUGGACUAUCCUCCAUUGACCGCUUAUCACAGCUGGCUGUGCGGCAAGGUGGGCUCGUUGUUCGCUCGGGGCUGGUUUGCCCUCGAUCAGUCCCGCGGGUUGGAAGACCCAGCUCUCAAGGUCUUCAUGCGUUCCACUGUCAUCAUCUCCGAAUACCUUGUCUACGUCCCUGCACUGAUCAUCUUCCUCCGUCACUACAGCCGCGCUGAAGGCACUGGAACGACCUCCUCUUCAAUCGCCCUUGUUGCCAUCCUAAUGCAACCGGCCACCAUUCUCAUUGACCAUGGUCACUUCCAGUAUAACGCAGUAAUGCUUGGCUUUGUCAUUGCUACGUUGUCGAGUAUGUACUCUGGGAGACUCUUGUGGUCGUGCGUCUUUUUCGUUGCCGCGCUAGGAUUCAAGCAAAUGGCAUUGUAUUACUCGCCGAUCGUCUUUGCCUAUCUCCUGGGCUCUUGUCUCUCUCCGAGGGUGCGCUUUGGUCGCCUUCUUUCGGUCGCCACCGUUACCGUGCUUGCAUUCGCGGUACUGCUCGGCCCGUUGCUGAUCGGAUCGGUCUUUGAUAGUUACACCACACCUCAACUGUCGGAUCUACCACCGCCGCCCUUUCUCGCAGAACGGAAUAUCAGACUGGACCCCAAUUCUCCGGCCGAGAUGGUUGUGCUCCAGAUCAGCCAAGCUGUCCAUCGAAUGUUUCCUUUUGCGCGUGGGCUCUUUGAGGACAAGGUAGCAAAUUUCUGGUGUUUCACCAACACGUUUUACAAACUUCGCAAGCUUCAGGGAAUCAUUGACCUUCCUCGUCUUUCUGCCGUCCUCACCUUGGCGUCAAUUCUCGGCCCCAUGCUGAUCAUUGUUGCCGUCCCGAAGAGAGCUCUGCUUCUUUAUGCACUGGCUACGUCAGCAUGGGGUUUCUUCUUGUUCUCUUUUCAGGUCCACGAGAAGUCGGUAUUGCUGCCACUCCUGCCCAUGACGCUACUGCUUGGGAGUAGGCCCGGCCUUAGCAAGGAAUAUCGAGCAUGGAUUGGCUGGGCGAAUACUGUGGGUGUCUGGACAAUGUUUCCUCUUUUGAAACGGGAUGGACUGCAAACGCCGUACUUCGUGGUAACGCUCUUGUGGUGCUAUCUGUUAGGCCUUCCCCCCACGAGCACAAAUGCAUACCAUGAUCCCGAGCAUGAGAAUAUUCCAGGCAGGCCUCUCGCUCCUGACGAAUUACGGACACCAACCAAAAUCCUACAUUUCCAGACCUACGUCGUCAUGGCAUUCUGGCAUUUGCUUGCAGCCUUCGCGGCACCUCCCGAGGACAAGCCCGAUCUUUGGGUUCUUUCCAAUGCGUGCAUAGGAGCUCCUUGCUUCGGUGUAUGCUAUUUGUGGUGUUUCUGGAAAUUGGUUUCUGAGAGCGGUCUCCUUGACGAUUAUUCCUCGACGUCCAAGGGGGAAGAGGGCUGGCGCAUUGCGAUGGAUCGACCCAGCGAUUCGGACAAAGGGGUUAUAUAG